UGCGGGCGUCGAAAAUGUAAAGUUCAGACGAAACGUGCUCUUCGUUGAAAUUAAUUUAAUUAAAGGACAUACCGGCAAUCAGAGAGCAACACUGGAACUUGAAGACACAAGUGAGGAAAGAUCUCGUUUAUGAUGGAAGCGCUGUAUCUCCAGACCAACGGCCUUAUUCAGGAAACGCAACAAUGCUUCCAACGUCUCAGCGAUACUCGUGCCGAUGCCGAAGAAAUCGCACACGACAUCGAGAUGAAGAUUAUGGCCGCUAAUGGCAACUGUGAUCGGUUGGAUGUGCUGCUGUUUAAAGUGCCCGUUGCGCAGCGACAGAACGCUAAGAUGCGCGUAGAUCAACUCAAGUACGAUAUUCGGCAUCUACACGCCGCCUUAAAAAUGUUUCACGAGAAACGGCAACGCCGGGCGACGGAGCUCGCAGAGCGGGAAAGUUUGCUGAGCAAACGGUUCACCGCCAAUAGCGACACGACAUCGAUUGACAUCGAUUAUUCCCUGCAGCAUCAUAAUUCCAUGCAAAAUGCGCACCAAGGGGUCGACGAAAUGCUUUGGACGGGCUCGAACGUUCUGGACGGUCUACGGUCGCAGCGCGAAACUUUGAAAGGGGCUCGUAAACGAAUCCUGGACAUCGGAAACACGCUCGGAUUGUCGAAUCAAACCAUGAAGAUGAUCGAACGAAGACUGGUGGAGGACAAGUAUUUCUUGUACGGGGGAAUGUUCGUGACGACGGCUAUUAUUGUUUUAGUAAUUUAUUUUUUGGUACUUUAGCGACGGAAUACAAAACACUCGCUUCGCUGUUA
Anopheles bellator is the source of this 803-nucleotide messenger RNA. RefSeq names its product probable Golgi SNAP receptor complex member 2 (gene Membrin). Gene Ontology annotation, cellular component: endoplasmic reticulum membrane; late endosome membrane; SNARE complex. Gene Ontology annotation, molecular function: SNAP receptor activity; SNARE binding. Gene Ontology annotation, biological process: vesicle fusion; vesicle-mediated transport. Lineage: Eukaryota; Metazoa; Arthropoda; Insecta; Diptera; Culicidae. The record is from RefSeq and is a predicted model, not a curated record. The transcript is spliced from 2 exons. The coding region runs from base 130 to 771 and encodes 213 amino acids.